Messenger RNA from Cyphellophora attinorum, 1077 nucleotides. RefSeq names its product putative glycosidase C21B10.07. The transcript has 4 exons. NCBI's taxonomy places the organism in Eukaryota, Fungi, Ascomycota, Eurotiomycetes, Chaetothyriales, Cyphellophoraceae. The record is from RefSeq and is a predicted model, not a curated record. Bases 1 to 1077 code for a protein of 358 amino acids. Gene Ontology annotation, biological process: glucan catabolic process.
AUGUCUGCUAGCAUUCCACUGUCAGAAAAGAGAGAAUGGCGUCGCAUAGUCGGCACCGUUGGCGGAGUCCUCCUGACUCUGCUUAUCAUCGGCGGCAUCGUCGUCCUUGCAAUCCGGGGUGCAAACUGGUAUCCAAACUAUAGCACUUUGAAUUACAUUCUCACUGGAAGGUUUGCCGGGGAGGACUUCUUCGAUGGUUUCGACUACUAUCAAGGCCAUGAUGUUGCGCUAGGCUCCGCCCGCUAUGCCAAUCAAGCAGAUGCGAGGAGACUCAAUCUGACCUAUGCGUCUGUCAACUCUGCAGUCCUCCGCGUCGACAUGCGAGACGACAUUGCCAUGCCAGACGUUCGAACUUCUGCUCGCAUUGAGUCCAAAACAGUCCACAACCGAGGACUUUUCGUUUUCGAUAUCAGACACGCUCCGUACGGCUGCGCAACAUGGUCUACGCUUCGCAUUAGCACUCGCGAUCUGGGAGACAGAGGUCAGAUUGAUGUUAUAGGUGGCGUCAACCUGAACAAUGCUGGUAGGCAAGUGGCUCUGCGAACACCUCCUCGCGGCAACCAAGCCAUUCUGGGCUCGGCAGAUUGGAAGUGUUACUCGUCAUCGGAAAGCGACCCGGACCCGGUCUUCAGCGAUAGAGAGGACAUGCGUGGGUGCCGUGUCACCGAGCGAGAGCCGAUGAAUGGCGCAGCUUUCAACAAGCGUGGCGGCGGUGUAAUAGCUGUGGAGUGGCGUGUCGAAGGCAUCAGAGCCUGGCUGUUUCAACGCCAUGCGGUCCCCGCUGACCUGAGCAACGCAGUCAAAGGCAGCAUGACGAGCCCAAAUGUGACCAGCUGGGGCGAGGCCUUCGCCGACUUCCCCUACACCGACUGUGAUUACAUGAGCCAGUUCAAGAGUAGCAAGAUCAUUGUCAACAUCGGCUUCUGUGGGGAGCUGCCUGGACUGGCGCAGGCUUUCGACGAUGAGAGCAAAUGUCCUGGAUCAUGUCAACAAUACCUCAGUAGCCAACCGGGCUCGGCCUACAGCGAAGCGUACUGGGAGUUUGGAGGUUUCUGGGUGUUUCAGCCCUAUCGAUAG